Orbicella faveolata is the source of this 1129-nucleotide messenger RNA. RefSeq names its product prenylated Rab acceptor protein 1-like. Lineage: Eukaryota; Metazoa; Cnidaria; Anthozoa; Scleractinia; Merulinidae. The record is from RefSeq and is a predicted model, not a curated record. Gene Ontology annotation, cellular component: Golgi apparatus.
GGCACUCCUCCCUAAGUAUACGUUGUUACCUUGCGGGGGGGGGAGAGUAAAAGUGGUGACGUAGGCGAAGAUUGCCAAACAAACUAUGGCGACGUCGACGGAAGAAAUCAGUGGGAAUAUUGAAAUGGCUGCUCCUUUAACUCCUUCCUCACACGUCCAGCUCGCUAAACAGUGGCUCUACCAACGAAAAACACAGAUGAAACCCUGGGCGGAAUUUUUCAAGAGCUCGCGCUUUAGCAAACCGAAGACAGUGGCCGAAGCGGGAAAAAGGGUUGUGAAGAACUUGGAAGACUACCAAAGCAACUACAUCUUGAUCACCAUCCUUUUGUUCUUUUACUGUGUCCUUACAUCCCCACUACUGCUCAUUGCAUUGUCAGUUGCUGGAGGUGGCUGCUUAUUCGUAUCAUACAAAAACCAAGGGAAAAAGAUUAGAGUGUUAGGUCGUGACCUAAGCAGAGUGGAGCAAUAUGGACUUGUUUUAUUGAUCAGUCUUCCACUGUUCAUUCUGGGUUCAGCAGGGUCAACGGUCUUUUGGGUCAUAGGUGCCUCAUUCUUUGUAAUUGGUCUCCAUGCUUCUCUCUUGAGUACAUCAGACACACCCGAAAUAACCGAACAAAUAACAAUGGAAGAAGUUUAAUUACAGAUAAACCAAAUGCAACGGGAAUUGAGGACAAGUGAAAAAACAAGGGACAAAGCAACGUAGGAUAAGGACUCGGCUUUGGAAAGUCAUCAAUAUUGAACAUAGUGUGGAAUGGAUAUUCUCCCUACAGUAUUCAAAUAACUGUUGGUUCCCAUUCGCAUUGUCUGUAUCAUCCUUUAAUAACUGUAAAAAAUUCAUUUCCUUCAAAAACUCUGCAAUAGCUUGUGUGGUUUUAACUUAUUUUUCUGGGAGUAUUUUGAUAAAGGUUAAAUAUGGCUCUGAUGUACAAAUAAUAGAUGGUUAAGUUGAAAAGCGAUGUAUAUUGCCGGUAUAUUUAAUGAGUGCUCUACUGCUGAGCACUUAAUAAUUGGGACCCCUUUCCUCCCUUGGAUUCCCAUUUUUUGACUCCUCUUGCCCUGUAGAAUUCCUGUGAGUCUUGUACCUGUGGCUUAGUGAAAAGAAUGACAUAAAUAAAAGAAUGACAUGUUA